ACACCCACCACACGGCUGCUGAAUGAGGCUUCCAGGCUUUCGCUCGUGGCCUGCAGUGCCCCACCGGAGGUCCGCCAGCUGAGGCGCGGCCAGUGCGCCUGCAGCCAGUGCGCUCACCUGCCAGCCUGCGCGCCAUGGGGCAAUCCGGGAACAGCAGCGUCUUUAUGCUGGCAGCCAACGGAAGCCAGGAGCCAGACCACAACGUCACGCAAAAACGGGACGAGGCGUGGGUGGUGGGCAUGGGCAUUCUUAUGUCGCUCAUCGUCCUGGCCAUUGUGUUCGGUAAUGUGCUGGUGAUCACCGCCAUCGCCAAGUUUGAGCGUCUGCAGACAGUCACCAACUACUUCAUCACCUCGCUAGCCUGUGCUGACUUGGUCAUGGGUUUGGCGGUGGUGCCCUUUGGGGCCAGCCACAUCCUCAUGAAUAUGUGGACUUUCGGCAACUUCUGGUGCGAAUUUUGGACCUCCAUUGAUGUGCUGUGCGUCACCGCCAGCAUUGAGACCCUGUGUGUGAUCGCAGUGGAUCGAUAUUUUGCCAUCACAUCACCCUUCAAGUACCAGAGCCUGCUGACCAAGAACAAGGCCCGGGUGGUCAUUUUGAUGGUAUGGAUCGUGUCGGGUCUUACCUCCUUCUUGCCAAUCCAGAUGCACUGGUACCGGGCCACCCACGAGGAAGCCAUCAAUUGCUAUGCCGAAGAGACCUGCUGUGAUUUCUUCACGAACCGAGCCUAUGCCAUUGCUUCCUCUGUUGUGUCCUUCUACUUGCCCCUGGUGGUCAUGGUCUUCGUCUACUCCAAGGUCUUCCAGGUGGCCAAAAGGCAGCUUCAGAAGAUCGACAAAUCUGAAGGCCGCUUCCAUGCCCAAAACCUCAGCCAGGUGGAGCAGGACAGACAGGGCAGGCAUGGACAACGCAGGUCCUCCAAGUUCUGCUUGAAGGAACACAAAGCCCUCAAGACUUUGGGCAUCAUCAUGGGCACAUUCACCCUUUGCUGGCUGCCCUUCUUCAUUGUCAACAUUGUGCAUGUGAUCCGGGACAACCUCAUCUCGAAGGAUGUUUACAUCCUCCUCAACUGGUUGGGCUAUGUCAAUUCUGGUUUCAAUCCCCUCAUCUACUGCCGGAGUCCAGAUUUUAGGAUUGCCUUCCAGGAGCUUUUGUGUUUGCGUAGGUCUUCUCUGAAGGCCUAUGGGAAUGGCUGCUCCAACCACAGUAACAGCAAAAGUGACUACACAGGGGAGCAGAGUGGCUGUCACCUGGAACAGGAGAAAGAAAAUCAACUACUGUGUGAGGAUCCCCCAGGCACACAAGACUUUGUGAACUGUAAAGGUACUGUGCCUAACGAUAGCAUUGAUUCACGAGGGAGGAAUUGUAGUACAAAUGACUCACUGCUGUAA
Messenger RNA from Chrysochloris asiatica (Cape golden mole), 1391 nucleotides. RefSeq names its product adrenoceptor beta 2, surface (gene ADRB2). Gene Ontology annotation, molecular function: beta2-adrenergic receptor activity; norepinephrine binding. NCBI's taxonomy places the organism in Eukaryota, Metazoa, Chordata, Mammalia, Afrosoricida, Chrysochloridae. The coding region runs from base 135 to 1391 and encodes 418 amino acids. The record is from RefSeq and is a predicted model, not a curated record. The transcript has a single exon. Gene Ontology annotation, cellular component: membrane. Gene Ontology annotation, biological process: negative regulation of smooth muscle contraction; adenylate cyclase-activating adrenergic receptor signaling pathway; norepinephrine-epinephrine-mediated vasodilation involved in regulation of systemic arterial blood pressure.